GUUCUCACACGGACAGUCAUUCUCGCUGCUCCGUAAUCCACCAAUAGAAUGGCAAUAAUGCCCAAUGGCCGCUCUGUGAUUGGCUGAAGGGGAAGGAUCCCUGAACACGCUUACUGGGAGAUGGCGGGCCCGACGCAAGUGGUAGCUUGGCUCAGUAAAGCGGAGUGGGAGCAGGUUUUGGAAUAUCUGUACAGUAGGGACUGCAAACUGCAGCGGGAUGCGCUACACAGGAUAUCUGCCUGGAAGAGCAGGUAUGGCAACAGCAUGCCUCUUGCGGUGGAGUGCACUGCCGACCUUGUGCGCUGCAAAAUCCUGGACAUGAGUGGAGGAAUGGGGGCGGAGGAACUUGUGCUGCUCUAUGGACUUGCCCUUGUAAGGUUUGUAAAUUUAAUAACUGAGCGCAAACAGAAAACGUUCGCUAUUCCUUUGAGGAGAUUGGCUAAUGAGGUGUUAAAGAUCCCAGAGUGGGUGGUGAACCUGCGACAUGACUUAACCCACGGAAAGUUACCCAAACUUGGCAUGUGCAGGAAAGGGUGGGACUGUGUGAUGGAGUGGCUGAGGCGUGAGUACUGGUCCCGUCAGUUGGGAAACACACCAUCCUCACACUGGGGGUCAGAUGGAGAGGACUCAGAAGAUAUAGAUGAAGUUCUUCCUUCUCUCUCAGUAAAGGAACAGAAAAAGCUGACACUUACUGGUAAACUCAGAGAUGCUCUACGAACCUAUAUUGCUGAGCAGUUCAAGAUUUUUCAAGAACUUCAACAGGAGGAGAAAUCAAUGAAACAGUGGAGUUCUACUGCAGAACUUGAAUGGCUUAUUGCUCAGGUCAAAGAUCUGUCACGCCAAAAUAGGCCAGACACAUCUGUUGAGACUCUAUUAGAGGAAGGCUUUCUUAUACCCACUACAAAACAGCUUUUAACGCUCAAAAUCGAUCAGGAAGCAAACACUGAAAAUGUGCACGUUCCUCGCCCAUUUUACCGAAUGUGGCUUCCGUUGUUGAAGGUCUUGCAUUCGCAAGUGUUUACCCAGGAGCUAUUGGAGACUAUGUUUGUCAGCCUGGGGCAGUGCACAGACCAAAGCCUCAGGGCCCACUAUCUGAGUUGCUGGAUCUAUGAUGUGUUGCUAGCCAAUCAGCGUGCUGGUGAUAAAAAGAACCUGCACAACUCCCGCAAUCAGACCACAGCUAAAAAGAAGUUGACAUUGUUUACACACAAAGUUUUUCUCCAGUGGAAAAGGCUAAUGCAAAAAUGCUUGGAAUCUCCAUGCCGGGCAACCCCUAAACUCCUAAAGCUAAUCUUUGAGUACAUGAAGUCUAGUAUUCCUGCUGAUACACAGGAGCAGCUCCUUUCACUCUGCUCCCUGUAUGUUCAGAAAGGCAAAUACGAUCUGUCUGUUGAUUACCGGGAUCAGCCAAUCUACACUGUGGAAAGUCUGGAGUGGAAAAUCAAACAGAAUUCCAAGAGCAGAUCGUAUAAUCCUUGGGAUAGACCAACAAUGCAGGAGAACGGUGAUCAGGAAAUGAGCGAGCAAACGGAGGAUGAAGAGAUGGCCACAGAGGAGUCGUAUGAUGAGGAAUACUUUGAGAUGAAAAAUGCAAAGAUCUCUACAGAGAGCAGAGCUGCAUUGCAUGGAUCUGCAUGGGAAUUCAGUGAAGAGCUUGUGAAAUGGGGUGAGUAUCCUCUUGGGAUUGUCCCAGGGCAAACAGAGGAUCCAGGCUGCCUCCUGCUAGAUAAUUAUUCAGAGAUGUCUGUGUUGGAGCAGCAGGGCACAGAGACCCAGAUGAACGGGCAUAGUUUUUUAAGCUCCCCUGCUAUUGCUCCCACCCCGUCUGAAAAUCUUCUGUGGAGUCAGAGUGAACUUGAUGAAAUCAAAGCUGGCCUGCGGCUCUUCUGAAGUCUCUUUUAUUUCCCUAGAUGCCCCGGCCAGAUUGGUUCAUGCACGAGGAUGUGCUGGAGAGACUGCAAGCUUCCACUGACCCUGUAAUACUGCGGGAUCAAUGUGCUCUAAAAAUACAAAGUGUGUUAUAAGCAGAUGUUUCUUUCUUCCCAUGUAGUGUCCCUGCCUGAAAGCCACACCUACAUACCUCUGCCAAGGAGAAGGAUUUAUUUUCAACAUGUACAAAUCAAUAGAAUUUACACCCACAUUUUGUUUAAAGCAGGGGUGUCCAAACUUUUUGCAACGAGGGCCAGAUCUGGUGAGGUGAAAAUGUGUGGGGGCCGAUCAUUCAGCCCGACAUUCUUUGAACCAUUAACAUCAUUUAACUCAUUUAAACAUGGAAUCACAUAGUCAUAGCAGUAUUAUUUGGGCACAUUAGUGAAAUGAUCGGCCACUUGGUCUAUACUGCUGUUUGUUUGCUGAAGGUGUUAGCAAUAGACACGUACUGGCAUGUAGUUUACUGUACAGGCACGUCAGUAUUGACACCUUCAGCCCUAAAAAAGUAUGUGAAGCGGCGCGUCACUGGGCCAGUAUGUGUCUAUUGCUAACACCUUCAUCGAACAGGCAGCAGUAUAGACCAAGUAGCAGAUCAUUUCACUAAUGUGCCCAAAUAUUACUGCUAUGGCUAGGCGAUUCCUGUGCUGUGCUGCCGGGCCGCAUUAUUAUUAAUUUCAUGAUGGAAGCUAGGGGCCAGUGUAAAUGUGAAAGCAGGCUGCAUUUGGCCCUUGGGUCUGACUUUGGACGUGCCUUGUUUAAAGGAAGGACCAUCCAUGUUUUUUUUAAUUUGUAUUUUUUUUUAAAGAAACCAUUAAAAGGUUAAUAAAAGGCA
Molecule: messenger RNA, 2761 nt
Organism: Xenopus laevis (African clawed frog)
Lineage: Eukaryota; Metazoa; Chordata; Amphibia; Anura; Pipidae
Gene: las1l.S
Product: LAS1-like, ribosome biogenesis factor S homeolog
Exons: 13
Coding region: 121-1890 (589 amino acids)
Biological process (GO): maturation of LSU-rRNA; maturation of 5.8S rRNA; rRNA processing
Cellular component (GO): Las1 complex; preribosome, large subunit precursor
Molecular function (GO): endonuclease activity
Source: RefSeq, a predicted model, not a curated record